Salvelinus namaycush (lake trout) is the source of this 4409-nucleotide messenger RNA. Its product is annotated as elongator complex protein 1-like. The record is from RefSeq and is a predicted model, not a curated record. Gene Ontology annotation, biological process: tRNA wobble base 5-methoxycarbonylmethyl-2-thiouridinylation. NCBI's taxonomy places the organism in Eukaryota, Metazoa, Chordata, Actinopteri, Salmoniformes, Salmonidae. Gene Ontology annotation, cellular component: elongator holoenzyme complex; cytosol. Bases 354 to 4322 code for a protein of 1322 amino acids. The transcript has 35 exons. Gene Ontology annotation, molecular function: tRNA binding; protein binding.
UUCGGACUUGGAAUUCGGAGUAGGUUGACUGUUCAAAACAAUUUGUCUCAGUCGGGGCUCGUUUUUCAUGAGUUCCCAGUCUUGAACACGGUUGGAGAUUUUUGAUAAUAACAUAGGAUACUGAAGACAUUCGCGCCGACGCACUUGCGUCUCUAUAGUGGUGGUACAUUCAAUUCCAAGUGUGGUUCACUUUUCCCAUGCAAGUUACAAGGAAGAGGGAGACGUUGCAAUAAGGGUCUACUCAUUUCAGCAUUUUACGUCAGGGUUGAAAGGUGAGCAAAUUGAAAUCGCAGCUGCAGCAGCGUUUGUAAAUAUUAUUGAAGCUACGCAAAGGUAGGUAGCUAAAGGGUGUGAUGCGGAACUUGAGGUUGCUGAAGAGCCUUCGUUGCUCGGAGCUGCAGGGCCCGGGCACGCCGCAAUGUUUCUCUGUUCGGACAGACACAGGUACGGUGCUCAUCGCUUCAGAAUACUCCGUCACCGAGUUGGACCCACGAGCUGGCCAGGUGUUGAAUGAGGUGUCGUUGACAGCUGAGCGCUACCUUCCAGAGGAUGGCAGUGGGACAGUUGUUGGUAUCCAGGACUUACCAGACCAGGAGUCUGUGUGUGUUGCUACAGCCACUGGUGAUGUCAUCCUCUACAACCUCAGCACUAACCAGUUGGAGUGUGUGGGCAGUGUGAACAGUGGUCUAACAGCCAUGAGCUGGAGCCCGGACCAGGAGCUGGUCACUCUCACCACUGGUCAGGACACCAUUAUCAUGAUGACCAAAAACUUUGAACCCAUCAUAGAGGUUGGGAUCCAUCAGGAUGACUUUGGAGAGGGGAAGUUUAUUACAGUGGGCUGGGGGAAGAAAGAGACCCAGUUCCAUGGCUCAGAGGGCAAGCACGCUGCCCAGAAGAAGACCAUAGAGGUGCAGCCAGCCAUGUCGUGGGACGACCGCAGGCCGAGGGUGACGUGGAGAGGAGAUGGCCAGCUCUUCGCUGUGAGCUCUGUUUGCCCCCAGACUGGUGCCAGAAUGGUCAGAGUUUGGAACAGAGAAUGUGUCUUGCAGUCAACAAGUGAAACCGUCAACGGUCUGGAGCAGUCACUGUGUUGGAAACCGUCAGGUAGUUUGAUAGCAGCCACACAGCGUCAUCCUAACAAGCACAGUGUGGUGUUUAUGGAGAAGAAUGGCCUCCUACACGGGGACUUCACCCUGCCUUUUGGAAAAGAACAGGUCAAGGUGAAGGCAUUGCUGUGGAACAGCGACUCUACUGUGUUGGCUGUGUGGCUAGAGGACAUGACACGAGAAGAGGGGGGCCAAGUCAACACAUACAUUCAGCUGUGGACAGUAGGUAACUACCACUGGUACCUGAAGCAGAGCCUAUACUUUGGCAGCGACCCCCAGAGGGCGCCAGCUGACGUGAGCUGGGAUCCUGAGAGGCCCCUGGGGCUGCACCUGGUGACCCGAGGCUGGGCUAGCCUGACCUACGACUGGGGCUGGAGCACUGACCGCAGCCACGGGGAGGACGGGCAGGACAACGCUAACGUGGCUGUGAUCGAUGGAGACAAGGUCCUAGUGUCGACAUUUCGUCAGUGUGUGGUGCCCCCACCCAUGUGUGCCUACGAGCUCCAGCUGCCCGCCCCUGUCAACCUGGUGACCUUCCACCGCCAGCCCCAGAGAACCAAUGAGCUGGCAGCACUCACCGCCGACGGACACAUCCUAGUCUACGGUCAAGGUACUGGGGACCAGAGUGACCCUACUGCCAGAGUGGGAGGAUUCCGAUCUAUCACACACGCUCCUCAGUUAAAGACUACCUACAGGGUUUUGUUGGAUCAGGAGGAGCCCCUGGCUCUGCGUCUCCUGCUGUGGCUGAGGGGGGAUGUGUUCCUGGGGGUGGGGGGCUGUGCAGGUGGGCCGUCCCAGUCCACGCUGCUUAUCCUGGGACCCUCGGAGGCCCAGAGCCCCCAGUCAACCCUGGAGAUCAAGUCGCGUGUGGAGGUUGAAGGUCACGUUAUCAGCAUGUGUCACAGCUCCAAUACGGGCACAGUGGCCCUGCAGCUGGAGGACGGCCAGAUCAGGAAGUUCCUCUGGGACUCCCUGAAGCCUAGUGUGGUGGGCUGGCAGGACGUGACAGGCUACAGCAUCAACUUCCCAGAUCCCUGUGUGCAGACGGCCCUCUGUACUAUAGAAAAGGAGCAUCUGCUGGGGCUUACAGACCGAUCUCACCUGUUUGUUGACGACACAGAGGUGGCCUCCAACGUCUCCUCCUUCGUGGUCUACGAUGACUUCCUGCUACUCACCACACACUCGCACACAUGCCGCUGCCUCCGACUCAGCACACUCACUGUCAAAGGGCUGCAGGUGGCCUUGGCUGCAGACCGAGGUCAGAAUGACCAGAAUGACGAGACUCUCCGCAGGGUGGAAAGGGGCUCCAGAAUCGUCACUGUGGUCCCCCAGGACACCAGGCUCAUCCUACAGAUGCCUCGCGGUAACCUGGAGACCAUCCACCAUCGAGCGCUGGUAUUGGCUCAGCUCAGAAAGUGUCUGGACAGUCAGAAGUUCCGAGAGGCCUUUGAGUGCAUGAGGAAGCUGCGGAUCAACCUCAACCUGAUUUACGACCACAACCCCAAGGUGUUUUUAGAGAGCGUGGAGACCUUCCUGAGACAGCUAGACUCUAUCAACCACAUCAACCUUUUCCUCACAGAGCUCAAAGAGGAAGAUACCACUACGACAAUGUACCCAUACCCAUCGAACGCUACAGGCCAGUCAGCGCCUGGGGCUUGUGGGAAGAAGGUUGACAUUGUUUGUGAUGCGCUACGCUGCACCAUGGAAUCUAUGGACCAACACAAGUACUGCCUGUCUAUCUUGACGUCACAUGUGAAGAAGACUGUUCCUGAGCUGGAGGUUGCCCUGCAGAAAGUCCACGAGCUUCGAGUGAACCCACCCGGUGCAGCCAACGCGGUGAGUGCGGAGGAGGCUCUGAAGUACCUGUUGUUCCUAGUCAAUGUCAACGAGCUGUAUGAACACUCUCUGGGCACCUACGACUUUGACUUGGUCCUCAUGGUAGCUGAGAAGUCCCAAAAGGACCCCAAAGAGUACCUUCCCUUCCUGAAUAUGCUGAAGACUCUAGAGCCCAACUACCAGCGCUACACCAUCGACAAACACCUGAAGAGAUACAGGAAGGCCCUGCACCACCUCAGCAAGUGUGGUGAGGAGCACUUCACCGAGGCCCUAAAUCUGGUGAAGGACCAGAGGCUGUAUAGUGAAGCCCUAGGGCUCUAUCCAACAGACAGCCCUCAGUACAAGGCCUUGAGCUGUGCCUACGCUGAGUACCUGGUGGAGCAGCAGCAGGCAGAGCAGGCAGGGUUGUUGCUGUGGCGCUGCGGCGAGGCGGUCCGCGCCCUCCAGGCCUUCGUGGGCAGUGCCAGCUGGAGGAACGCCCUCUGUGUGGCAGAGCAGAUACCCCUUCCACCUGACCAGCUGGCACUGCUGGCUAGGGACCUGGCAGAGAAACUGAUAGAGCUCAGAAGAUAUACGGAGGCAGCCAUAUUGUUGGAGCAGUAUGCUAAGGACUGUGAGGAGGCCAUCUCGGCUCUGAUCACAGGUGCAGUCUGGGAAGAAGCACUUCGACUGGUGUAUUUGUACAACAGACAAGACAUCAUUGAAACAAACCUCAAACCAGCUCUCUUGGAAGCAUGUAGUUCUCAGACCUCCUACCUAGAAGCUCAGAGGGCGAUGUUCAUUCGUCACAAAACCCGUCUGGCCGUGGUACGGGAGCUUAAGGAAAAGGCCAGGCUGGAGUUACUGGAUGAGGAUGUCCCAGACUGUCCAGAGGCAGAGCUCUACUCAGAGGCCAGUAGUGUGAUGUCCGGCAGCCGUGCCGGCUCCAAGUACUCACAUAGUAACUCCCGCAUCUCCUCGAGGUCGUCUAAGAAUCGCCGGAAGGCUGAGCGCAAGAAGCUGAGUCUGAAGGAAGGGACCCCCCUAGAGGACAUGGCCCUGAUGCAUGCCCUGGCAGAGAUCAUCCACUCUGUGGACAAGAUGAGAGAGGAGGUGCACAGCCUGCUGAAGGGCCUGAUGCUGUUCCAGUUUGACGGACAGGCGGGGAGGCUGCAACAGGCCUAUGGGGAGGCUCUCCAGAUGAUUGAGGUGGCCCUUCCUGAGGUGUGGCAGGAGGGUCUUCAGCAGAGUCAGGCUCCGAUUACCGGUCCUAACUCCACAGCCAAUAGCAUCAUGGCUUCAUUUCAACAGCCAAGACCCUCAUCAACCCAAGAUUCAGAGACUCCCCCACCCCCAAAGAUGAGAAAUGGUGUCAAGUGGAAACUGAGUAUUUUGAAGUAGCUUUUUUGUCCUCACUGUUUUCUUGUUUCUUCUUUUAACUGUAAAGCUAUCUUAUCACGUAACCUAUUAAUAAAGAUGUAUACUGGA